CGCCGCUGCUCCUGCUGGUCUCUACACCGCCGUCGUUCUUUGUGUUGUGUUCUCUUCAUCCCUCGCCAUUCAUCACGCACAAGUUUUCCGGCGAAAACGCGCCCCCCAGUGCCCACAGCCGCCCUCCUCGCCCUCGUCCUCGCGCAACCCUCCCCAAUUACGUAAUAUUUUCGGCCAUUUCCGCAAACAGCGGCCGGCUGCUGGUCCCCACCAACAGCUGUGGUAUCGCGAUUCGCGAUUGUUUUGCGUCUCGUCGAUCGCAGUAGCCUUGUACAUAGUCGCAGUUUUUUGCUGUCGCAAACCAUGUUGUCGUGCCAUUGCCUGAACGUGAUAAUCGAAACCGAAGGUGACUUGCAGAAGGUCACGGCCGAAACGUUGGGCUUGUCUGGGGAGGAGGUCCAGGACGGCUUCUUCAAGGACGUUCGGCAAGUCGAGAAAUUAGUAAACAUUAAUAAAAGUCACUCCGGCUUGAUUCAAACUAGAAAUGUAGGCUCUUGGGUUAUUCAUUGUUGUAUUAAUUGUGAUGUUCAUUCGCAUGCAGUACACCGAGACAAGGGUGCUUCCUGCGUGCUGGUCAACUCCAAACUGUUUAGCAAGGAAGUCAUAGACAAGCUGCGGACGAGCAACAGCUUCUCUAAAUUGUACAAAAUUGUUAUCAAUUCUGACGACAUCGUCGACGACGUGCUGACCGCCAAUUCAUAUUUACCAAACGAUGUUGAGAAUGUUAUUAAGGGACUGAAGCAAGUCGCUGCUGACUCGCUCAAGACUGAAGCACUGAGAGUCGAGGAGAGGAUACGGCAGUUCAGUGAUGAGCAGUACAGCAAAUUGAGCGACUUGAGGGAGAGGGCCUUUAGAGAACAACAAAUUUUAACAAGGGUUAUUCUAAAUAACACUUUGAACAACGCGAAACCUGCAAGUACAAAUUCGGGCAUGUCCAAUCCGCAAGGGAUGCCAUCCAGACUGAACGAACCUUUAGAUGCCGGGAGUGUGAAACUGGCUUCGAGUCCGAGCGCCUCUGCGAGCCCCGCCCACCGACACACCCCCAAGCGCCAGAAGAGCUGUCCCAUUGGCCACCACCUCAGCUCGUUCGACAGCGAGGGCCUCUUCGAGCUGGAGGGCACCGACGACGUCCAUUCGGGCACCGGCUCGGAGAUCGAAGAGAGCGACCUGGACGACGCGAACCGCGAAGACGGCGUGAAAAUUCCGAAGCGGGGGAGCACCGGUAACGCCAUCGCCAAGUCGCUGCCGAUGACGAUCCCCGCGUUCCUGUCGCAGGCGCGGAAUCGCGGCUUCGAGGACGUGGACGAAGCGCCGCCUGUCGAGCGCACGAUGGACAUAGCGGCGAGCAUCAAGGCGCUGGCGAAGAGCGUGCACGGGGACCCCGUGUUCGGGGACUUACCUAAGCCGAGAUACACUUACAUUUAAUACAUCUUCCACCGUUCUUCCUAAAUUUAAGGGUUAUCUGGUUUCAUAUACAAAUAAUCGCUUGUUGUGUCGAUGACACACUAGUCGUUAUCAUGUGUUGCGCGGUUUGUUGUGUUUUGGUUGUGAGAGAGGAGGAUAUUGUGAUUAUUACUUGGAAAAAUAUUUUUGUACAAAAAGUUCCUCAAACGAUAUCGCAGACUGCACUUGUACCUUGUUGACUUUGAGGAAGGCCAGUAAAUUUUGAUAAUUGGCAGCUUUGGCGGCGAAGAGGCUGUUUUUUAUAUGUAGUUAGCGAGGAGAUUUUUCAAAUUGUUCGUUGGAAUUUUAUGACUAAGUUGGGGCGGACCCUGAUUCGAAGUUAUGUUUAGUUAUGUGUUACUGUGUUGUUUGUAAUGACAAGACGUCAAUGAUCUGUUUAUUUUAGGCGUUAUUUUUUACUAUACCUUAUUUGUAUCUUAGAUUUGCCAUUGCUCUAAUUUAGUUCGUGUUAUUUACGAGAAGGCUACGAAACUAAAUGUACAACUUAUAGUUUGUAAAUUAUUUUUAAUAAUUAUAAGAAGAAAUUCUGAUGAGUAAAGCAGAUACAACCAUUA
Zophobas morio is the source of this 2018-nucleotide messenger RNA. RefSeq lists its product as uncharacterized. The coding region runs from base 304 to 1425 and encodes 373 amino acids. The transcript is spliced from 6 exons. Gene Ontology annotation, biological process: negative regulation of TOR signaling; negative regulation of protein kinase activity; neurotrophin TRK receptor signaling pathway. Gene Ontology annotation, cellular component: cytoplasm. The record is from RefSeq and is a predicted model, not a curated record. Lineage: Eukaryota; Metazoa; Arthropoda; Insecta; Coleoptera; Tenebrionidae.